Ilex paraguariensis (yerba mate) is the source of this 884-nucleotide messenger RNA. NCBI's taxonomy places the organism in Eukaryota, Viridiplantae, Streptophyta, Magnoliopsida, Aquifoliales, Aquifoliaceae. The record is from the annotation of a GenBank genome assembly.
UCAUUUUUCAUUUCAUGCUAACCAAACACAUAAAGAGAUUUAAAAAAUUUCUCUUUCUUACAUUUUCUACCAUUCUCCGCUAAACAAAUGAACCCAUAGAAGAGUGCAUCAAACGAACAAUUUAAUUAAAAAGAAACUAUAACAACGCAUUUUCGUCCACAAACUCUGUGAGCUGUUAAUUUUUGAUACGACACAAAUCGAACACGAAUUUAAUGGAUCAAAUACGAAAUUAAAUGGGUUAAUGAAUCAAAACGGGUUAACACGUUUAAACAACAAAAAAAAUAUGUUGAAUUCAUGUCGAAAUCUUGUCAAUCUAAUUUUGACCCCAUUAACACGUAUAUUUUAAACAAGUUGAUAUAAUUUGACCCGAAGCCGAAUUCACUCAUUCAUUAUCAGUUUAAGCCAUUUAUCCAAAUAUAUAAAUGCCAAAAAAAAAAACACAACCCUAACCUCCUUGCCUUUUCCACUUUUUCAAUAACACCUGCCGAUGGUCUGGAGGAGGAGGGGAUGGUUCACUGUUCAGCUGAAAAGGUUCAAGCCCUUGUCGUUCAGGCCUUCAUUGUUCAAGCCUUCUUCGUUCAAGCCCUCGUCAUUGCUCAACCGAAAAGCUGCCUGCUGCUGUGCUUCGAAAACUGGUUUUGGAUCAGAGAUGUUUACCAGUUUUGAGAGCAAAAGAUGUUUUGGUUUUUGAUGAUCAUGGAUGAAUUGGGGGGUGUAGGAAUCCUACAGUAGGAGGCUGUUGGCCUUGCUGGAGCAGAUCUAGAGCUAGAAUGAUUGUGCAGGCAUUGAAAGUUGCUGUUUUUAGUGCCGAUUGAAGAAAAUUUUGGUUUUUUUUUUUAUAUGUUUUGAAGGGUUAAAGCCAUUUAAUUGGAAAUUAAUGUUAG